This is a messenger RNA of Delphinapterus leucas (beluga whale), 696 nucleotides long. It is a transcript of the gene PXMP2, whose product is annotated as peroxisomal membrane protein 2. The record is from RefSeq and is a predicted model, not a curated record. NCBI's taxonomy places the organism in Eukaryota, Metazoa, Chordata, Mammalia, Artiodactyla, Monodontidae. Gene Ontology annotation, cellular component: cytoplasm; peroxisomal membrane.
CCGUCCCAGCCCCUUGCGCCGCACCCGGAGCCCAGUGGGGUCGGUGUCCCCCGCCCGCGCUGCGCCGGGAAGACGAUGGCGCCGGCGGCGUCGAAGCUGACGGCCGAGGCCGACCUUGGGGCAUUCCCGCGGCGGGCGCUCGCCCAGUACCUGCGCCUCCUGCGGCUCUACCCGGUGCUCACCAAGGCGACCACGAGUGGCAUUUUGUCAGCACUUGGGAACUUCCUGGCCCAGUUGAUUGAGAAGAAUUAGGAAAAAGAAAACUGCUCUCAAAAGCUAGAUGUCAGAGGGCCUCUCAGAUAUGCCAUUUACGGGUUCUUUUUCACAGGGCCGCUGGGUCACUCCUUCUACCUCUUCGGGGACUGGAUCCCUCCCGAGGCCCCCUCGGCAGGCGUCACGAGGCUGCUGCUGGGCCGCCUCCUCUUCGCACCCGCCUUCCUGUCAUCGUUCUUCCUCAUCGUGAACUCCCUGGAGGGGAAGGACGCGGCCACCUUCACUGCGAAGAUGAAGAGAGGAUUCUGGCCGGCGCUGCCGAUGAACUGGCGAGUCUGGACUCGAGUGCAGUUUAUUAACGUCAACUAAGUCCCUUUGCAAUUCCAGGUGCUCUGUGCCGACUUGGCGGCUCUGUUCUGGCACACCUACUUGGCCUCUCUGCGGAAGUGAAGAUGACCAGGAGAGGUCCUCAGACACACUGAU